Messenger RNA from Arabidopsis lyrata subsp. lyrata, 488 nucleotides. RefSeq names its product egg cell-secreted protein 1.2. NCBI's taxonomy places the organism in Eukaryota, Viridiplantae, Streptophyta, Magnoliopsida, Brassicales, Brassicaceae. Bases 129 to 488 code for a protein of 119 amino acids. The transcript has a single exon. Gene Ontology annotation, cellular component: vesicle; extracellular region. The record is from RefSeq and is a predicted model, not a curated record. Gene Ontology annotation, biological process: regulation of double fertilization forming a zygote and endosperm; regulation of protein localization to cell surface; double fertilization forming a zygote and endosperm.
UGUAAGUAAAUUAAUACCUUUUGUUCUCACUCUAUAAAUUCUAAGUUGUUUCACAUAACCAAAUCAUCCAAGCAUCAAAGUGAAAAGAAGCAAGAAAAAGAAGAAAGAGAUCAAGAUUGAUUAAAGAGAUGGAAAACAAAGCAAGAGCUAUUGCCUCCUUAGUACUAGUUGUAGUUUUAUAUGCAACGGGUUUGAUUACUCCAGGAGUAGUAGCUCACGAGGAACCACUACAAUCAAAAUCUCCACCGAGUUCUCCUAUCGAUUUAGAGAAAUGUUGGUCAUCUCUCUUCAACGUCCAUGGAUGCGUACUCGAGCUAUGCAAAUCAGUUUUCAGUGGAAAGUUUGGAAACGUUGGAAUCGCGUGUUGCAAGGCAUAUUCGACCAUUGAUGCUAACUGUUGGCCUCAUAUGUUUCCGUUGAACCCGUUCUUUCCACCUCUUCUUAAAGACAAUUGUGCACACAUUGUUCCCAACUUGCCCGCACACUAG